Messenger RNA from Limanda limanda (common dab), 1293 nucleotides. It is a transcript of the gene b4galt3, whose product is annotated as UDP-Gal:betaGlcNAc beta 1,4- galactosyltransferase, polypeptide 3. The transcript is spliced from 6 exons. The coding region runs from base 1 to 1293 and encodes 430 amino acids. Gene Ontology annotation, molecular function: glycosyltransferase activity. Lineage: Eukaryota; Metazoa; Chordata; Actinopteri; Pleuronectiformes; Pleuronectidae. Gene Ontology annotation, biological process: galactosylceramide biosynthetic process; carbohydrate metabolic process. The record is from RefSeq and is a predicted model, not a curated record.
AUGGCGUACUGCGGCCGCUCUCUGGACUCCCCGUGCACCCUGGCCCUGCUGGUGGGCUUCCAGUUUGCCUUUGUCCUCUAUUUCUCCCUGGGGGGCUUCAGGGGCCUGGUGUCCGUCCUGGUGCACACCACUGAGCCGGAGUUUGAUUACUCUCGACCUCACGACGUCUACACCAACCUCAGUCAUCUGGGAGCGCCGCCUCCCCCGCCUCGCAACUCGGGCACUGGACCCCCUGUCACAGGACCCCCACUGAGGGACUGCCAGAUCCCCUCCCCACUGCUGGUCGGACCCGUGUCUGUCCUUCUCUCCUCUCCUCUGUCUCUGGAGGAGAUCAGACAGAGGAAUCCCUUGGUGUUGCCAGGCGGACACUACCGUCCUCCAGACUGUGAACCCCGCCAUCACACAGCAAUAGUGGUGCCGUACCGGAACCGGCAGACCCACCUCCGGGCGCUGCUCUACCACCUCCACCCCUUCCUGCAGAGACAACAGAUCCACUACAGCAUCUAUAUAGUGCAGCAGUGGGGGAACGGCACCUUCAACCGAGCCAAGCUGCUGAACGUGGGGGUGCGGGAGGCCCUCAGAGAUGAAGACUGGAGCUGCAUCUUCCUGCACGACGUGGACCUGCUGCCCGAGAACGACCACAACACCUACACCUGCCACAAACAGUUCCCCACACACCAGUCUGUGGCCAUGGACAAGUUCAGAUACAGGCUGCCGUACCCGCAGUAUUUCGGUGGCGUGUCUGCCGUGACCCCAGACCAGUACAUGAAGAUGAAUGGUUUCCCUAACCUGUACUGGGGCUGGGGUGGAGAGGAUGAUGACAUCGCUGCCAGAGUGCGUCUCUCUGGCAUGAAGAUUGUGCGCCCCCCAGUGGCCAUUGGUCAUUACAAGAUGAUCAAGCACAAAGGAGACAGAGGCAACGAGCAGAAUCCACGCAGGUUCGACCUCCUGAAAAGGACCAGACUGAACUGGCGCUCUGACGGCCUCAACUCUCUGGCCUACGAGCUUCUUUCUAGAGAGCUGGAGCCUCUCUACACCAACCUCACUGUCAACAUUGGAGAAGACCCCCGCCUGCCGCAGGGGAAGGCAGCCCUCCCCGUUAAGGCACCGACCCCCGUCCACCAACGUAGCACCAGCAAGAACGAGGCAACAGCCAAGAAGGAGGAGAGCACACAACAGGGCAAAGGCUCCGUGGUGGAAAAUAUGACCAAGGUAUUGGGUGAAAAGACAAAACCUGUGCAGUCAAAAGCAGCAAAUCAAACAACACACAAGGAGACUGGUGCGAUGACAUAG